AUGAAGGUAGUUGCUCUGGUCAGCGGCGGCAAGGAUAGCUGCUAUGCCAUGAUGAAGUGCAUCCAGUAUGGUCACGAGAUUGUGGCGUUGGCAAACUUGAUGCCGGCCGAUAUAACAGUCGACGAGUUGGAUAGCUACAUGUAUCAAACUGUUGGUCACCAGAUCAUAGUCAGUUAUGCUGAAUGCAUGGGUGUGCCUUUGUUUAGAAGGCAAAUAAAGGGAACUACCAGGCAAGUUUUACUGACUACUAUGCAUCAAGAGCUGAACUACAAGAUGACUCAUGGCGAUGAGGUUGAAGAUAUGUUUGUUUUGUUGAAAGAGGUUAAGAGGCAGAUCCCUAGUGUUACUGCUGUGUCUUCUGGUGCAAUUGCAUCAGAUUACCAGAGGCUACGAGUAGAAAGUAUUUGUUCAAGGUUAGGGCUCGUUUCUCUAGCAUAUUUAUGGAAACAGGAUCAGUCGGUGCUCCUUGAUGAAAUGAUAGCGAAUGAGAUAGCGGCUAUUACUGUGAAGGUGGCAGCCAUGGGGUUGGAUCCUGGAAAGCAUUUGGGUAAGGAAAUAUCAUUUCUGAAGCCCCAUCUCCAUAAGUUGAAAGACCUGUAUGGUAUUAAUGUCUGUGGUGAAGGGGGCGAAUAUGAGACACUGACACUUGACUGCCCACUCUUCACAAAUGCCAGAAUUGUACUAGACGAAUCUCAAAUUUUCUUAGCCUCUCCAGACUCGAUUGCUCCAGUGGGGAUUCUCCACCCCUCGAAGUAUCAUUUGGAGAGGAAGGGAGAGCCCGUCUUUAUGCACGGUAGUGAUAAAACUCUUGAGUUCCCUCAGAAAGAAGUAGGUUCUGUAUUUGAGGUGCAGGGAGACUGCUCAGAAGAAAGUGAGAACACUUGCCAAGCUGUUGCUUGCAGCACUGAUUCCAUUGCACAUUCAGACAAUCGGCUUUGCAUCUCCAGAACUAGGAAGGAAAACACCUUUUCAAUUUCAUGUUGGUUGCAAGAUUCAUCAAAAACUUCUGCAGGUCUGAAGGAAGAUCUUAGCAUUAUUCUUAAGCACAUUGAAUCUGAGCUGGCAGUAUAUGGGUUUGGCUGGGGGCAUGUCCUAUACAUCCAUCUCUAUAUUGCUGAUAUGAAUGAAUUUGCUAUUGCAAAUGAGACAUAUGUGGCAUUUAUUACACAGGAGAAGUGUCCCUUUGGGGUUCCAUCCCGCAGCACGAUAGAACUGCCUUUGUUGCAUGUUGACUUGGGGAGAGCCUAUGUUGAAGUUCUAGUGGCAAAUGAUAGAAGCAAAAAUGUUUUACAUGUUCAAAGUAUUUCCUCCUGGGCACCAAGUUGCAUCGGGCCGUAUAGCCAGGCAACUUUGCACAAGGAGAUACUCUAUAUGGCUGGGCAGCUGGGGCUUGACCCUCCCACUAUGACUCUUAGCUGUGGCGGUGCUAUUGCUGAGCUGGAACAAGCACUAAAAAACAGUGAAGCAGUGGCAAAAUGCUUCAAGUGUUCCUUAUCCACCUCCGCCAUUUCAUUUAUUGUCUACUGUUCGAGUCAUGUUCCAACAUCAGAGCGGCAAGCAAUCGCAGAUAAACAAAAAUCUUUCUCUCGAGAACUGAGACUUUCUCAAAUAGAUGGAGGGAGCAAGUGCAAAGUUCUGGAGCCUACAGUUUUGUAUGUUCUUGUGCCUGAUCUUCCAAAGAGAUCAUUUGUAGAAGUAAAGCCCACACUUUUUGUCCCCGAAGAAGACAUUGAAAGCCAGGAGGUCGCUGAUGGUAAAAGCUUAUCUCCCAGCAUAGCCCCCAAGAGCUGGGGAUUUGAGCGAGCAGACUGGCAAAAUACUUGCAUUCAGAAAUGUGUCAUAAGUGGAAAGAUAUGUGCAGUUCUGUUAUCUAUAACAACAGAUAUCGCGGCCAAGAUAGUUUCCAAGACUCUUGAAACAAACGAUCGUCAUCAAGUUCCUCCGAUGAACUUUCAUCUGAAGAGGGUUUUGCAGUUCUGUAUCUAUCUGCUAGACGAAGUCGUUACUGAGAAUAAUUUUUGCUGGCAAGACAUAAUGAGCUUGAGAGUGUACUUACCAACCGGGCUCGGCUUGAAAGGAGAGGCUGUGUCCCUCAUGUUCAAAGACGUCCUAGCUGAGACAGGCUACACGGCUGAGCUCUUGUGCAAUGUUGUUCCGGUGCUGGGUGUAGGCACUUCGGCAGCAGCCAUGGAUGAUUUGCUCGUUUGUGAAUUAUUUGCUCGGCAAUCGUGAGUGCUUCCAUUAUUAUUAUUCAUGUUAUUGUUACGGUAGAUUCUAACAUGAUUGGACAUAGUUAAUGGAAUUGGAUAAACGUUUGUUGUUCAUUGUCCAGAUUGAUAUUAGUACUCUUACUGUUUCUCUAUUUUCUACUGUUAAAUUAUUAUUAAUUAAUCUCGAUUACCU
Linum tenue is the source of this 2403-nucleotide messenger RNA. NCBI's taxonomy places the organism in Eukaryota, Viridiplantae, Streptophyta, Magnoliopsida, Malpighiales, Linaceae. The record is from the annotation of a GenBank genome assembly.